AUUAAAACCAAACUCAUCUCUCCCCAUUCCUCUCAUUUCAUGUUCUUCAAAUUCCAAAAUAAUGAAUAAACCUAAACCUAAUACCUUAAUUCAAACUCUACUACUUAUCUCCAUAACUUCUACUUCUUUCUCCCAACAAUUUCAAGAAGCACCCGAAUUUUACAACUCCCUAAACUGCCCUUCGAUCUCAACCGUCGAUUUCCUCUCCUCCGACAACACAAUUCACAUCGCAAUGACCCUCGAUUCAACCUACAUUCGCGGAACAAUGGCUGCAAUUCUCUCAAUCCUCCAACACUCCACCUGCCCGCAAAACCUAAUAUUCCACUUCAUCGUCGCAAACUCCCCAAACGAAAACUCAUCCCUCCUUCAAUCAUCCUUCCCUUACCUAAAAUUCCAAAUCUACACUUUCGAUCCCACCUCCAUUUCCAAACUAAUAUCAACCUCGAUCCGAUCAGCCCUCGAUUCUCCUCUAAACUACGCUCGUAACUACCUCCCCGAUCUCCUCCCAUUCCACAUUCGUAAAGUCAUUUACUUUGACUCCGAUGUAAUUCUCGUCGACGACAUUUCCAAACUCGCAGCCGCCGCCGGAGGCAGCGUGGUGGCAGCCCCGGAAUAUUGCGACGCGAAUUUUAGUUCGUAUUUUACGCGUAGAUUCUGGUCUAACCCGAGUCUCUCGUUAACGUUUGUGAAUCGGAAAGCUUGUUAUUUCAAUACGGGAGUGAUGGUGAUCGAUCUUGAACGUUGGAGGGAGGGGAAUUACACUAAGAGGAUCGAAAAGUGGAUGGAGAUUCAGAAGAGGAUGAGGAUUUAUGAGCUUGGUUCUCUUCCGCCAUUCUUGUUGGUGUUUGCAGGAAGAAUUACGUCGGUUGAUCAUCGUUGGAACCAGCAUGGGCUUGGGGGAGAUAAUUUGAAUGGAAAUUGUCGAGAUUUGCAUUCGGGUCCUGUUAGUUUGUUGCAUUGGAGUGGAAAAGGUAAGCCGUGGGUCAGGUUAGAUGAAGGAAGACCUUGCCCGCUUGAUGUGUUAUGGGCUCCAUACGAUUUAGUUAAAGACCCGUUUCGGGUCGAUUCCUGA
Impatiens glandulifera is the source of this 1072-nucleotide messenger RNA. RefSeq names its product probable galacturonosyltransferase-like 1. The coding region runs from base 62 to 1072 and encodes 336 amino acids. Gene Ontology annotation, cellular component: Golgi apparatus. NCBI's taxonomy places the organism in Eukaryota, Viridiplantae, Streptophyta, Magnoliopsida, Ericales, Balsaminaceae. The record is from RefSeq and is a predicted model, not a curated record. The transcript has a single exon. Gene Ontology annotation, molecular function: glycosyltransferase activity.